AUCCCGCCCUCCUUCUUGGGUCUUUUUCUUCUUCUUCUCCUUGCGCUGGAGAGAAGCUCCACUGGUCCAAGUGGUAAAAGCGGGUUUUAGUGGCUCAGCUAACAGGAGUUUGAUUCCCGCUGUCUGUGGAGGGUCUCACGGGGGUUUUAUUAGCUCCUCGGGUUAGCCAAGAAGCUAGCGAGAACACGCCGGUUAGCCAUGUUGCUAGAAAGAUGGCCAUCGUUGUAAUGUUAGCAGCACUGGUUGGAGAUAAUGUGAAGACAGACAGCAGCUAACUACCCUAGCUGCUGUCUGUGGUAGCUCGGGUCAGACCUCCAGCAGCACGACCAAAAGGGGGGAAGCUAACGUGGAGCUAACGACAGUGCAUGGGCUGUUGUUGUUAUAGGAAUUAGGAUUAUUUGUGUGCUUGUGAGUCAACGUUGUUUGUGCACUCUGGCUGGCGUUUGAGGUCAUCCUCUGCAGUGCAGGUCGUGGAAUAACACUCGUGGCUUUUAAGAAACAUUUUAACUCCCAUCUGGCUCACUAAUGAUGUAUAAAAAAAGGAAAUGACAGCUGGGUGCUUGCAGGUGAAAGCAGAUCACCUCAUUGAUCGUUUAACGUUACAGCCUGACUGAGGUGUUGCAGUCUUGCGCAAAGCCAGAGGUUUAUAUCUGACCAGCUGUGCCAGGACAGCUGCUGAUAGGAACACACAUUACUGCACCAUCAUCCUAUCAUGGGGCAUUAUUAUUAUGUCGUAACUGGUUAUUUAAAUACGUGUGGUCAUGCUCUUUAGUCCCAUUAAAAGACCAAAACCAACAAUGAAUUGAUUGCCUGUGUAGCAGAGGCCUGAUAAAAGCUGAUUACUGUGUCACAUUGUUGUCCAGAAACCAUUAAAAACACACCACAGAGCUGCGCCGUUGCACUGACAUGUUACUUAAUUACAAUAAAUGGGUUUUACUGUCUUUUUUUUUUUAUUUGUUGCUCUCACAUACACUGUCCCGUAAAUAGUCACUAAAUUACCACGUCUGCAGCUGCAAAUAGUCCCGAACAAAUACACCUUAUAUUCUUGUUAGAGUAACUUUUCUUCCCAGCUAUUUUAGCCAUGGAGAGUUCGUCCGUGUACAUGUGCUUCCCCUGCUACCAGGAGUUUAACACCCUGGAAGAAGUACUGGAGCACCAGUUGACGUGCACAGCUGAGGAUGAGCAGCCAGACACAUCUGGAACCACCACUCUGUCGCUUCCAGCUCUACAGGCUCGGCAACAGGUAAUAAAUAUAUCAAAGACAGUUGCAGCCCAACAGAUUGAAGUCCAAGCAGGACAAACCUUUGUGCAACCUGUUAAGAGUGCACUCAAGCAGGAAGAAGACAGUGCAACACUGACAUCGGACCAACCCAGAAUCCUUUACCAGUGUGGGGACUGUGAUGAACUUUUCAAGAGCCUGGACCUUUGGCAGCAACACCGUAAAGAAGAGACAUGUCAGCAGCCUGCCCCUGAGAGAAAUUCACAACCUGAUUCACAACCUGACACAGAGACGAUUUUAGCUCAGAGCUUGAAUUCAGAUUUAAAUCCAGAUGAUUCUUAUCUCUCAACGGGUGAAACUACCCAAAAGCCGGAGCCAGUGGAGAAACUCCUAACGGAAGAAGAUGGGCAGCUCCUUGCAGAUGCCUCUUUAGCUCAGAGCUCUGAUCUUCCUGUUUCUGACGUAGCUGCCACGACCGCUAAUCCAGAGGAUUCGUCUCCCAAAAAGAGAGGGGCUAACAAAAAGCCUAAGCCUGAACCAGUGCUCCUGUGUGUGGACUGUGGCUCAUGCUUUGGCCUUGUGUCUGAACUAGUGGCCCACCGCAGGACCCAACACGGCUUUGAGGAAGCUCUGCACCGCUGUUCUGUGUGCGGGGAAAGUUUUCUAAACACCACCCUUUUUCUCUACCACCGCAAGCAGCACCGGCAGAAAGGGGAGGAAAAGGUCGUAGCGGUUCCUGAAGAGACACUAGAGGAAGUUUGCACUCCGAGCAAUGGGACUGAUGAGCAGGGACAGGAUGCCACUCCCUCCACCACUAGUGUCCCCUUCAGUUUCACACAGCCCGAAUUGUUCAUGUGCACCCAGUGUGGGCAGAGCUUCAGCGAUGAGGGGGGGCUGGUCGCGCAUCGCAAGCAGAAGCAUGACCUGAAGGAGCCACUACACAGCUGCCCCCAUUGUGGCGAGAGCUUCAUGAACACCACCCUUUACCUGUACCAUCGCCGGCAGCACCGCCUCACAUCUGGGACAGAGAUGACGGAUGGAGCUGAAACUGGUGACGAGGCAGCCACCACUAACCCCCAGGAUACCCCACAGAGCUCUAAGCGACUCCUUUCUUCGCCUGCCUCUGCUAGUGAAUCAGGUUCACCACUUCCUAAGAGAAGCAGGCCCUCUUUCAGGAUUCUGAGUGGUGCAAAUGUGCUCAAAGGAAACAAGGGUUCAGGCACCAAAGAGGAAUCAGAGGGCAGCGCUGCAGCAGACUCCGACAACACCAACCACCCUCCACCUGCCAAGCUUCUGCAGGACUGGGCCCGCACACCACUACCCCAUGUUUGUCCCUACUGUGGCAAAACCUUCACUCGACGUGUCUUCCUCCGCACCCAUGUCUACAGCCACACCGGAGAAAAGCUGUUCACGUGCAAGGUGUGCACAAAGUCCUUCACUAACUCCCAGAGCCUGCUGCGCCACAGUAUGAGCCACACGGGCAGCAAGCCCUACAGCUGCAAUGUUUGUGGCAAAAACUUCUCCCAGGCAGCCACCCUGAAGAGACACCAACGCAUCCACACAUCAUCACUGCCUCGGCGCAAGCGUGGACGCAAACCGGUGUGUACUCUGGACAAUGAGGGAGCUGCUCAUCUCUUCGCUUGCCCUCACUGCCCCUCGCGGUUUAACACGGAGGAUCAGCUUAACCAUCACAAACUCCUCCACACCAGCCAUCCAUUCCCUUGCCCCGAAUGUGGAGAGGCCUUCAAACGCAGGAAAGACCUGGACCUGCACUCGCUCACUCACCAAGACAAGCAGCCAGCGACAUGUCUCCACUGUUCAUCCCAGUUUGUGAACCAGUCGGUGCUGGAAAUCCACAUGCAGCGUUGCCCUACCACAGAGGAGGAGAAGAAUGCUGGUCGUGGACGGGGUCAGGGCCGGGGCCGAUGCACCGGACAGAUUGAAUGUGACCUUUGUGGCCACCGUUGCAUGACCCAGGAGGGCCUCGACCUUCAUCGGUUAUCCCACACGGGCCAGACACCUCUCAAAUGCCCGGUGAGGCCUUGCCGCCGCCGAUUUACCUCCAACAGUGCCCUGGAGGAGCACGUCCUGGCACAUUUCCAAGGAACGCUCAGCAAGUCCAAAAACCGACCCCGCUUCCGCUGUCAGAUUUGCCACAAGGAAUUUGCCUACAAUUCCACCUUCAAUGUUCACAUGAGGACACAUACUGAUGAGAGGCCCUUUGAGUGCACCACAUGUGGCAAGCGCUUCCGUCAGCUGCCCCAUCUGCAGGACCAUGAGCGCAUCCACAGUGGCUUGCGGCCUUUCUGCUGCUGGAUUUGCGGCAAGAGCUUCAGCGUGGCCGCCCGGCUCACCGAGCAUGCCCGCACCCACAGUGGGGAGAAGCCGUACCCCUGUUCCCACUGCCCUGCUGCCUUCCGGUCUCGCUCCAACCUGGAUAAACACAUCCGGUUACACGGAGACCUGCCUCUGGAGACCGCUGACGAAGCAGCACAUGCAGCUGAGGCUGCCCACGUCCAGAAGGUGCUGGAGGGGGCCAAGGUGUUGUCCUCUCUGGCCAACACAGGGGAUGCUGAUUCAGGCUCAGUGCAGACCAUCUAUGUACUGCAGGGGGGCGAAGGUGGCACUGAGACGGUCAUGAUCCCGUCUGAUCAGCUCAGUGGCAUAGAGGGUGCCUCACAGGUCGUCAUCCUGCCCUCCUCCGUUCUGGGAACUCAGGGCAUUACAGUUCCUACCAUCACCAUGGAUGGAAAUGAAAUCACCAUGGUCGAGACGAGCCAGUCGCCUCAGCAUGCCAUUGAGUUCAUUGUGGAAGAGACUGUAUGAAGGCAGAAAAACUAUUGUAUAAAGGACACCGUAGCAGAGAAAGACUGAGCGGUUAGUUGAGAAUAUAGACGACGGAGUGAAACGUUUGAUGAUUGAAGGAUUGCCAGUUAUAUAUAUAUAUAGUUUGAUAGGUUUCUAAGCCAGUUUCAAUAAAAGGCCCAUCCUGUGUAGUGUUACACCUUUUCUUGAGCAGAAAAUGAAUAACAGUGUUGACAGUGUAAAAAUAAUCAAUUAUCGGUUGACAGACAGAAUGUACAGUACCUCAAAUUAGUCUUUCAAACUGAUUGAAAAAUAGGUUGUAAAAUUGGCCCUCGAUUGUAUACAGGUGUUUAUUUACAGCCCCUAUUUAUUAGGGGAAGACCAAGUGGUGGCCCAUUAAAUGUCUUCUGCUUUCUUUAUAAUAAAACGCUUCAGCUUUCA
Morone saxatilis (striped sea-bass) is the source of this 4465-nucleotide messenger RNA. It is a transcript of the gene znf574, whose product is annotated as zinc finger protein 574. Gene Ontology annotation, biological process: regulation of transcription by RNA polymerase II. The record is from RefSeq and is a predicted model, not a curated record. Gene Ontology annotation, cellular component: nucleus. Lineage: Eukaryota; Metazoa; Chordata; Actinopteri; Moronidae. The transcript has 10 exons. Bases 1082 to 4045 code for a protein of 987 amino acids. Gene Ontology annotation, molecular function: RNA polymerase II cis-regulatory region sequence-specific DNA binding; DNA-binding transcription factor activity, RNA polymerase II-specific.